Messenger RNA from Diospyros lotus (date-plum), 825 nucleotides. RefSeq lists its product as uncharacterized. The record is from RefSeq and is a predicted model, not a curated record. The transcript has a single exon. Gene Ontology annotation, molecular function: nucleic acid binding; zinc ion binding. NCBI's taxonomy places the organism in Eukaryota, Viridiplantae, Streptophyta, Magnoliopsida, Ericales, Ebenaceae. Bases 1 to 825 code for a protein of 274 amino acids.
AUGGGAACAUGUGUAUGCUACAAUUGUGGCAAAACCGGACAUGUGGUUAAAUUUUGUCCCAAGAAGCAGCAGCAACAACCAUAUCAUCAGAAUCCAGGAAAUCCCCCUAAGGGUCAAGCUAAAGUGUAUGCACUCUCAAAUCAAGAGAAGGAUCAGGAUCCUCACGUGUUGGCCGGUAAUGUCCUCAUCUUUGGAAGGUCUUCUUAUACUUUAUUUGAUUCAAGUUCCACACAUUCUUUCGUAUCUUUAAAUUUUGCAAGUAAACUUAGCACAUAUGUUGAACAUGCAAGCACUCCCUUAGAAAUAGUUAUGCCUUCAGGAGGAACAGUAAGUAUGAAUUGUGUAGUAAAAAUAGCUAAUGUAGAGAUUGGUGGACAGCUUCUACAAACAACCCUAUAUGUCUUAAAUAUGAAGGCGUUUGAUGUGAUUUUGGGAAUGGACUGGCUUUCCAAAUAUCAUGCGACCAUAUUGUGCUCUAAAAGGGAAAUAGUUUGUAGGAGUCCUGAAGGGCUAGAAGUUCACCAUUAUGUGGUAGAAAUGGAACACCCCCCUUGUGACAUUUCGGCAAUAAAGGUUAAGAAGCUAUUAUGGUCGAAAGGCUGUAUUGGAUUCUUAAUGUCAGUAGUAGUGAAGGGAGGUGACGAAUUGGUAGUGAAUGAUGUUAAGGUAGUCAAGGAUUUCCUAGAAGUAUUCCCUGAUGAUCUGAUCGAAAUGCCUCCAGAACAAGAAGUAAAGUUCACUAUUGAUCUAGUUCUUGGUUCUGCACCAAUUUCUAAAUCUCCUUAUAGGAUAGCUCCAAAGGAGUUACAAGAGUUGAAAACUUAA